Molecule: messenger RNA, 942 nt
Organism: Fomitopsis serialis
Lineage: Eukaryota; Fungi; Basidiomycota; Agaricomycetes; Polyporales; Fomitopsidaceae
Product: RTA1-domain-containing protein
Exons: 10
Coding region: 1-942 (313 amino acids)
Cellular component (GO): fungal-type vacuole; plasma membrane
Source: RefSeq, a predicted model, not a curated record
AUGCAGGAUCCGCUAGUCGACAUCGAGACGGCGCAGGUCACGCCUUAUGGAUACACACCUACUGCAUGGGUGGGUAUCCUCAUGCUUGUCCUUUUCACUCUGACGACCAUAAUACAUUUUAUCCAAGCCUUACGAUACCGCAUGUGGUUUUUGCUCUGGACCGUCGUCGUGGCAGGCAUACUAGAGUGUGUCGGCUGGGCGGGGCGGCUGUGGUCGGCGUAUAACGUACUCGCGUCGAAGGCCUACACUAUGCAGAUCAUUUGCACGAUUAUCGGACCCACUCCGCUCAUCGCCGCCAACUUCGUGAUCCUCGGCCACAUCAUCCGCCGCCUUGGGCAGCAAUACAGCCGGCUCAGUGCACGAUGGUAUACGAUCAUUUUCGUGAGCUGCGACGUCAUCGCACUCGUCGUGCAAGCGCUUGGCGGUGCCGCCGCUGCCUCCGCUGUGAACAACAAUCAUAGUCCGAGCGGCGGCAGCGACAUCAUGCUGGCCGGUAUCAUCUUCCAGACUGCUGCCAUCACAUUGUAUAUCCUUUGCGCCGUCGAGUUCUUCUUGCGCUACUUCUAUGACAAGCCACUGGGCGGCCGCGAGAAUGUCAAGACCGGAUAUCUGUUCGAGGGGAAACUCCGGCAGAUGGUCAUAGCAUUGAUUUUCAGCAGCCUGUUCUUCUACGUUCGAACAUGGUAUCGAUGCAUUGAACUGGGCGAUGGGUGGCAAGGAAGAAUCAUCCGCACGGAGCGCUACUUCGUCAUCAUGGACGCGCUCAUGAUCGUCCUGGCUAUGUGGACGCUCAACAUAUUCCACCCUGGCCGUCUCCUGGGAUACGGUGCCGACUGGAGUGCGGACAAGAACAUUGUCAUGCGAGCUGUGCAGCCACAGGAUUCCGAAGCGACGAUCGGGAUGGCCUGGUCGGGGAACAGAGCUGCUAAAGAGCAGUACUAG